This is a messenger RNA of Salvelinus sp. IW2-2015, 3105 nucleotides long. The record is from RefSeq and is a predicted model, not a curated record. Lineage: Eukaryota; Metazoa; Chordata; Actinopteri; Salmoniformes; Salmonidae.
AAACCGGUUCACAACCAGUUGGCCCCGACUGGUACCGGGUAGAGAGGAGGGGCUUGGUGCGAAGUGGGGGAAAUUGCGCAUCACGCACUAACGUUACCGACGCCGACAAACAAGGUGCAUGGCAACAACUGCAUAGUGGUCUACGUGUUAAAUAUAGUGAAUUAUAUCUUACUAGAUGGCUACACUUUGGUAUCUGUGAGCAGUCAAACGUUUUAGUACAAAGCCAGCCAACUACUUUUGCUAGCGUUACAUUAGCAAAGUCAGUACAGCUAGCUAGCUUAAUUUUGGUGAGACAGUUUGCUAGCUACCUAACGAGUAACUUAAACGGAGUAUUUCUUUUAGCUAAACACCAUUAUAGUAUUACUCAAAAGGUUCGCGCUUACAAGUUAGCUAGCUUUUAGUUCAGCUAACAGUUCGCUAUCUGAUGUGGUGACUGAUCAGUUUCUUGUAGCCUGUCACCGGCAAAAUGACUGUCUUUGAACUGAAUCAAGUCAUCGGUCCCUAGCUAACGUCAAAGCCAGUUGGGGCUGUAAACAAACAGCGACAAGACGGCAAGAGAAGGGAAGGAGGCGCUCGAAUCGCUCCUUCAGGAUUCAUCCACUGCAUCAGCAUCAACGAUGGAGUUGGCACUGGCGCAUCCAGCUCUCAAGGCCUUCAUGUGUGGCUCCUUGAGCGGCACCUGCUCCACGCUGCUCUUCCAGCCUCUGGACCUGGUCAAGACGCGCCUUCAGACCCUGCAGAACAACAUGAAGCCUGGAGCUCCUAAGGUGGGGAUGAUGACAGUGCUUGUCCAGGUCAUUCGGACAGAGAGCUUCCUGGGCCUGUGGAAGGGAGUGUCACCGUCGUUUGUGCGCUGUAUCCCAGGCGUAGGGAUCUACUUCUCUACCUUCUACUCACUGAAGCAGCACUACUUCCAGGAGGGCCGGGCCCCUAACGCUGGGGAGGCUGUGCUGCUGGGGGCCGGGGCCAGGGCUGUUGCUGGGGUCUGCAUGCUGCCUGUCACCGUCAUCAAGACACGCUUCGAGAGCGGACGGUACAACUACGUGAGCGUCCUGGGAGGCCUGAAGAGUGUGUGUGAGACGGAGGGGCCCAGGGCUCUGUUCUCCGGGCUGACGGCCACACUGCUCCGAGACGCCCCCUUCUCUGGCAUCUACGUCAUGUUCUACAGCCAGGCCAAGAGGUCCCUGCCACCGGAGGUGAGCUCGUCGCCCUAUGCCCCGUUGGGGAACUUUGGCUGUGGGGUGAUGGCCGGAGUCCUGGCCUCUGUGGUCACCCAGCCAGCUGACGUGGUGAAGACUCACAUCCAGGUCAGCCCCUCCCACUGGACAACCAAGGACGCCAUUCGCUACAUCUACACGGAGCAUGGUCUGAGGGGUUUCUUCCGUGGGGCUGUGCCACGCUCUCUGAGGAGGACUCUGAUGGCAGCCAUGGCCUGGACCGUCUACGAACAACUGAUGGCCCGCAUGGGACUCAAGUCCUGAGGAGAGGAGACAGGGAGGAACUGAAAAAGGAAGAAUGACGUGGGGACUUGUUUUUAUACAAAGCAGCAGUUUGAAGGGGAAGAAAGUGAGGAGGAUGAGAAGGAGGGAGAGGGAGGAKGUGUAGGGWCUGUUUAUCACUGCAACUAGCUUGGGAAAGCCAAAGAGGUGGGUGUCGGUGGCACGGAAGAGGGAAAGGUGUGUGUGUUUUACAUGUUGAUGUUUAUGAGAGAGUUAUUGUGAAUGUUUGUAUGUCCUUACAUUGUCAACCCUGACCUUAAAUGACAUUCCCUUACUGCUGAGAACUGAACUCAUCCCCCUCUGAGUGUGGAGACCAUAGAGAACUAUCUAUUUCUAUGGGGGAGACCAUAGGGAUCUAUUUAAUUAUAUUUCUAUGGGGGAGACCCUCUCAGACUGGGGAGACCAUAGAGAAUGAUCUAUUUCUAUGGGGGAGACCCUCUCAGACUGGGGAGACCAUAGAGAGUGAUCUAUUUUUAUGGGGGAGACCCUCUCAGACUGGGGAGACCAUAGAGAGUGAUCUAUUUUUAUGGGGGAGACCCUCUCAGACUGACUUCUAUGGUUUACCUCUGGAUACCACUCCAGUGACAAGAGACUGUCGCCGACUGUCACCCAUUGUCACUGUCUAUGACUGUGAAUGACUAACAUCUAGGUKUCUCUAACACUCCCACUCCCAAGACGAAACGGCAGCUUUGAUUUAGUUACCUCAGCAAGAGGUUUUCCGCUGGCUAAAAGUGUAGUGGACUGGACAAAGCAACCCAGUGCCAUAACCAUGCAACAUAUUUACAAAUGACCGGCAGACUACGUUAUCAGCACAGUGAUUAUUGUGACCUGUCGACUGACUGAAGGAAAUACGAUAUUUAUUGACUGACUGACUGACUAAAACAUUUAUUACUAGCUUGGACAAUCAAGACAAUAUUGCUGUGCAUUGUAGCAAAAGACUAGGCUGAUAUUUUCUAUACUGCAACUGCACAAUUAGAUACUAGCAACUUGGCAUUGGCAUACUUAGCCAUAUGAAAAUAGUGUACAGUAGGUGUUCUCUAUACCCAAUUCAACUGGGAUAACAUUUCUAGUGCAUUCCAUUCUGGUUGCAGUGUUGUAGACCGGAUGUGCUUUAUCUUAACCAGUAAUGAUAGUCAAUCCCAGAGUCAUAGAUGGAUAAUUGGCUCUAGUCAAUGCCAUUGGAACCCAGACAAUGCAACUCUGGCCCCCUUUGGGCUGUAGCAUUGUGAGACAACAUCGCGAUCAUGAACAUGCAGCUUCAGCAUCACUGUAUUACAUGGGCCAGAUUCAGUAGUCACAAAAAGAAAGCAAACCGGAGGGACUAGSUGAUCUUGUCCUAUACGAAACGUAAAAUGUGUUUGAUUUUCAAUGCAAAACAUUUUGCGACGGUGUGCACUAAUCUACACUACCCAGCUAAAUAUAGGAAUCCAUAUCAGUGAUGCACAGCCAUGGUCCUGGAUUGUCUCUGUUAUUAGUUUAAUAAAUGAAUAGGCCUAUGUAUUCAAUAUUUUGAGUAGUUCGUUUUUGGAAGCCCAUACACGUGUAUAUUUUUUAACCCACAGUGUCCAGUGUGCCAUGUUCAAAAAUAAAAACCCAUGACAUGUCA